Messenger RNA from Rhodamnia argentea, 1144 nucleotides. RefSeq names its product 60S ribosomal protein L5, mitochondrial. Bases 485 to 1048 code for a protein of 187 amino acids. The record is from RefSeq and is a predicted model, not a curated record. Gene Ontology annotation, cellular component: cytosolic large ribosomal subunit; ribosome. The transcript has a single exon. NCBI's taxonomy places the organism in Eukaryota, Viridiplantae, Streptophyta, Magnoliopsida, Myrtales, Myrtaceae. Gene Ontology annotation, molecular function: structural constituent of ribosome; RNA binding. Gene Ontology annotation, biological process: translation.
AUCAAAGAAAUCUUGCAUGAAAAAAGAAUUGAUUCUACUCGAGACUGUAAAAGAUUUUUGUUAAAUUGCAGUGGGGGAGCAAGAGCUCUAUCUCAAAUUCGAAGACACUGGUUCCCCAGAUCAACCUAGAAAGCAUAUCUUAUUUGAAUCCGCCAAAGACGUACUGCAUAGUUCUCUUCAAAAGUGCAUAAAACAAAUGAUGGCCAAAGAAAACUUGGCCCUGCCCGAGAGAAUGACGCAUUCUGACCUCGUGAAUAAAUUAAUUGAUACGCAAGUAAGAGAUCAAACCAUUCUAGAACCUCUUGAUCUUAUGCGGAUAUACAAUCUAUUCGAGAAUAUGAUUAUUUAUGAUGUGAACAUUCAUUCCAUGUUAACCACCCUAUUUAAUCUCAGUUAGUAAUCGCCAAGCCUCAUUCAGUCUAACUAUCUUUUUGAAGCAGAUAGUUCACAGUGCUCAUUCUAUAGAUACUGUCAAAGCCAACUCAUGUUUCCACUCUAUUUUCAUUACGAAGAUGUAUCACGUCAGGAUCUCUUGCUCAAACCGAAUCACGCCAACGUUAUGGAAGUUCCUGGAUCGUGUGAAAUAAGAAUAGUACCAAAGGCAUCCUCGCCCUAUGAUUUCAUAAUAAAAAAUGGAAAAUUGGCUAUGGAGAUUCCGCGCGGUCAGAAAUUCAUACAGACAGAAAGGGGUUCGACAGGAAAGUCGUUUCGAUCCAAUCCAUUCUUGGAGUCAAAUAAAGACAAAGGAUAUGUCAGUGACCUAGCACGACAAAGCACUAUCCGAGGGCAUGGAAUGUAUAAUUUUUCGGUCAGAAUCUCGACAGUAAUGUCUCUGUUAGAUUCUCGGGUCGAAAUACGGGAAAACUCCAUUCAAUUCUCGAUGGAAACGGAGUUUUGCGAAUUUUCCCCGGAACUGGAAGAUCAUUUCGAGAUCUUCGAACAUAUUAGAAGGUUCAAUGUGACUAUUGUAACUUCAGCCAACACACAAGAUGAGACUUUACCACCGUGGAGCGGCUUUUUGCAAAAAGAUGAGGGGGAAACUCAGUAAGAUGUCGGAGAAGCGAAAUAUACGAGAUCACAAACGUAGAUUGCUCGCGGCUAAAUAUGAAUUGAGACGAAAGCUUUAUAAAGCCUUGUGUAAAGA